This is a messenger RNA of Epithele typhae, 399 nucleotides long. Its product is annotated as Sybindin-like protein. The record is from RefSeq and is a predicted model, not a curated record. The transcript has 4 exons. Gene Ontology annotation, cellular component: TRAPP complex. The coding region runs from base 1 to 399 and encodes 132 amino acids. Gene Ontology annotation, biological process: endoplasmic reticulum to Golgi vesicle-mediated transport. Lineage: Eukaryota; Fungi; Basidiomycota; Agaricomycetes; Polyporales; Epitheliaceae.
AUGGCCAUUUUCGGGCUCUGGGUCAUCAAUAAAGCAGGAGGACUCGUUUAUGAACGGAGUUUCGGAGACGGUCUUCCACACCUGACCUCCAACGAAUACCUGGUACUUGCCGGAACUCUGCAUGGCAUCCAUGCCAUCACGAGUCGAUUGUCUCCUACCGGAUCCAGCUCUGGAGCUCAUGUCAUCUCGGGCGAGACGUUCAAGAUGAACAUCCUAUUGACAGCCACUGGUACCAAAUUUGUACUGAUGACUUCACUCGUUGAGCCCACCGCGGACACGGUGCUCCAGAAGGUGUAUGAGAUCUACGCGGACGCUGUCAUGAAGAAUCCGUUCCAUACACCAGAGAUGCCGAUUCGGAGUGAAGGUUUUGACACGCGCAUCGGCCAGCUUCUGGGCUAA